CGCGCCCACACCGCACUACCUUGCCACCAGAAGAAUCAGAUGGAAGACCGUGGUCUCCUCCCACUCGAAUCCAUCGCAUAAGAGGAGGAUCUCGCUGCCAUCGUCCUCAUCACAGACGGUCUCCAGGAUCCAUGGCGAGGAACACCACGCUUCUCCUUCUUCUCGUCCUGAAGCUGUUCAUGGCCGUGCUGCUUGCAGCAUGGGCCUGCAUCUGGAUCAUCCGCCCCACACAGUCGUGGAAGAGAUCAUGGCACGUCGCCGAAGACCGGGCCAACGCCACCUUCCUCGGCGACUACGGUCUCACUGUGGUGGUCUACUGUCUCCCGGUCUUAGCUGUGGCUACACUGGGCUACAUCUCUUUGCACAUCGCUGCCAAAAAGGACGACCUCAGGAAGAGAAGGCCCUUGAUGCCCGCCUUCACGAAUCCACUCAUCGUCAGCAGCCCAGUCGGCGUACUAUCAGCUGCAGAACUCCUUGGUGUAGCCCUCUUCAUCGUCUUCCUGGCGUGGACAUACUACUCUAACGUCUCCAGCGACUUCAAGAAGAUGACGCCCUACAAGUCUCUAAAACUGAAUAGGUGGCAGCUAAAGAUGAUGCACAUGGGUGUUCGGAUCGGUUCUCUGAGCGAAGCCUGCCUACUGCUCCUGUUCUUGCCGAUUCUGAGAGGGAUGGCGGUGUUCCGGAUUCUUGGAGUACAGUACGAAGCUUCGGUCAGGUAUCACAUCUGGAUAGGUAAUACGAUGAUACUGCUCUCGGUCUUACAUGGCAUCAGUAUCAUGUUCAUAUGGGCUACCAAGAACAGACUGUCGAAGGAGAUCAUACAAUGGCAAGCAACAGGGCGUGUUAACAUUGCCGGUGCAAUUGCUUUGGCCACCGGAGUCAUCAUCUGGAUAACAUCACUUCCCCAAGUAAGAAGGAAGCAGUUCCAGCUCUUCUUCUCGGUCCACCAUCUCUACAUGGUCUUCAUCCUCUUCUUCUUGAUCCAUGCUGGGGACAGGCAUUUCUAUCUGGUAUUCGCUGGUGUUCUUCUCUUUGCCCUUGACAAGAUACUGCGCAUCAUACAGUCAAGAAAGCAGACAUUCCUUGUUUCUGCAAGCAUAUUGCCUUGCAGAGCUGUGAAGCUCACUCUCCCAAAACAUCCCUGCAUGGAUUACACCCCAACAAGCAUCGUCUUCAUCAAAGUACCAGGCAUAUCCGAGUUCCAGUGGCACCCUUUCAGCAUAACUUCCAGCUCCAACAUGGAUGAUUCUGAGCUCUCUGUCUUGAUCAAGUGCCAAGGCCAGUGGACCACUGACCUCUACAACAUGUUGAACUCGAUGACCGAUGCCGGUUCCGAUCAUCCGAAGAGCAUCCCGGUAGCAAUUGAAGGGCCGUAUGGGCCGGCGACGGUCGAACACCUGAGGUACAGGAGCUUAGUGUUGAUAGCUGGUGGAUCUGGGAUAUCACCAUUGAUGAGCAUUCUGGAAGACAUAGCUUCGAGAAAUGGUGCCAUGGAGGGGAGUCCAACGAAGGUACAUCUAAUAUAUGCCGUGAAGAAGGUCCAGGACCUCAGCAUGCUGGCCUUGAUCUCUCCAUUAUUGCUGACCCAUUCUGCUGAGCUUGGCAAUCUGCACCUGAAGCUUUUCGUGACAGAGGAAGAUGGGCCACCGUUUACAGCAGAGAAGAUGCUGCAGGAUCUGUCUCGGGUGAAGACGAUCACCAUGAACAAAGCUUCCCCUGAAGGGUCUGCUGUGCCGACACCUGAAGGGCUGCCGUGGAAGGCGGCCAUUACAGCCCUCUCUCUUCUUCUUUUCCUUGCUUCUCUUAUCAUCUUAACCCAUCUUUUCGUGCACCAAGAAAAGAAGUCCUCCAAAAAGAAGAACCCAUCAUGGAUCGGCGACCUACUUCUCCUCUGCUCGUUGGCCAUUGCUGCAAGUUGUUGUACAGUGGCCACUGUUCUGUCAAGAUGGAGGAAGUCAGUGGAUGAUAGCCAAGAAUUAUCUCACAAGCACCAUGAACUUGCAGAGAUGCUACCUGACAAGGUCCAUGGUGCACUGCAGACGCACGAAAUAUACUUUGGCUGCAGGCCCAAUCUUGGAGACAUGCUCGCUGAGAUUGCCACCGGCACGGGAGACUCUGAGGUGGGUGUCUUCGUGUGUGGACCAACUUCCAUGCAGGAAGCAGUGGCAUCAUUCUGCACAAGGCACAACAAGAGGUUGAAGAGGGAGGAGAGGAAGCUGAAGCGUUCCUUCAAUGUUCACUUCCUCAACUUUUCUCUGUGAAGUUGAUGCAAUGUUGGAAGGUGUUAUAUCAAAAAUGGCAUCAUAUAUAUCAUCAUGAGUCUUUAAAUUA
Messenger RNA from Musa acuminata AAA Group (dessert banana), 2331 nucleotides. Its product is annotated as ferric reduction oxidase 8, mitochondrial. Gene Ontology annotation, molecular function: ferric-chelate reductase activity. Lineage: Eukaryota; Viridiplantae; Streptophyta; Magnoliopsida; Zingiberales; Musaceae. The record is from RefSeq and is a predicted model, not a curated record. The transcript has 8 exons. Gene Ontology annotation, cellular component: plasma membrane. The coding region runs from base 132 to 2261 and encodes 709 amino acids.